Molecule: messenger RNA, 6030 nt
Organism: Colossoma macropomum (tambaqui)
Lineage: Eukaryota; Metazoa; Chordata; Actinopteri; Characiformes; Serrasalmidae
Gene: tom1l2b
Product: target of myb1 like 2 membrane trafficking protein
Exons: 15
Coding region: 60-1688 (542 amino acids)
Biological process (GO): signal transduction
Cellular component (GO): membrane; endosome
Molecular function (GO): ubiquitin binding; clathrin binding; phosphatidylinositol binding
Source: RefSeq, a predicted model, not a curated record
AAUAAGUGUGAAGUCCAGCGUUUCGUCCUCCAAUGGGAUUAGCCAGGGGCGGGGCAUGAAUGUUUACCGCUUCAUUCACUGCUAGUCGGUGUUGGGUUGUUGUUGACAAGAUGGAGUUUUUACUGGGAAAUCCAUACAGUACACCGGUGGGACAGUGCAUUGAAAAGGCUACAGAUGGCUCCUUACAGAGUGAAGACUGGACUUUAAAUAUGGAGAUAUGUGAUAUCAUCAAUGAAACAGAAGAUGGGCCCAAGGAUGCCAUAAGGGCUGUAAAAAAGAGACUUAAUGGUAAUAAGAAUUACAGGGAAGUGAUGCUGACUUUGACGGUCCUUGAGACAUGCGUGAAGAACUGUGGUUACCGUUUUCAUGCUCUUGUCACCACCCGGGACUUUAUUGACGGCGUUCUAGUGAAGGUCAUUUCGCCUAAAAACAACCCCCCUGCUAUAGUGCAAGAUAAAGUGCUCGCCCUUAUACAGGCUUGGGCUGAUGCUUUCAGGAGUAGUCCAGAUUUGACGGGUGUGGUCCAUGUCUAUGAGGAAAUGAAAAGAAAAGGCAUAGAGUUCCCAAGGUCAGACAUGGAGACCUUAUCACCUAUCCACACACCACAGCGGUUGCAGAACGCUCCAGAGGCAGAUCAUAAAUACAAUGCUCCAGCCCAGCCCAAACCCCAGCCCCAGCCAGGCUCUGUCCCUGCCUACUCUGCUCCACUUGCCCACACCUCCCCACAAAUCCCCAAUCUGCAAAUGUCUGGACCUAUCAACCCGACUCCAGAACAGAUUUGCAGGCUACGCAGUGAGCUAGACAUUGUGCGUGGGAACACUAAAGUGAUGUCUGAGAUGUUAACAGAAAUGGUGCCUGGCCAAGAGGAUCCUUCAGACCAUGAGCUUCUGCAGGAGUUGAAUAGGACCUGCAGGGCCAUGCAGCAGAGGAUAGUGGAGCUGAUCUCUCGCGUUUCCAACGAGGAGGUCACAGAGGAGCUGCUGCAUGUCAACGACGACCUCAACAAUAUCUUCUUGAGAUACGAGAGAUACGAGAGGUUCAGAUCCGGUCGAACUGCUCAUGGUGUCAAUAACGGGGUCCUGAGUGAAGCUACUGAGGAUAACCUGAUUGACCUGGGACCAGGGUCUCCAGCAGUGGUCAGCCCCAGAAUCAGUGCUACACCUCCCUCCAACCUGCCUUCCACUGUAACACCUGCCCGAUCAGCUUCCCCCGCCACUCUCUCCUCUAGACUAGCCGGCAUUGAUGUGGGUGCUGACAGUGUUAGUGGCACUCUGAGUUCUCUAAGCAGCUGUCAGCCGCAAGACGACUUUGACAUGUUUGCCCAGACCAGAACCGGCACAUUGUCUGACCAGCGGAAAAAUACACCAUUUGAAGACACACAGGCUGCAAGUGGAGCGGCUCCUACUCUUGAUGUUAAACAGCAGAACUCUGCAGGGGACGCUCUUGUCCAGUCCUCUGUCAUGGAUGACAUUGAGGAAUGGCUCUGUACUGAUGUGAAAGGAGACGAAGGAGAAGAAGGUGUGACAAGUGAAGAAUUUGAUAAGUUUUUGGAGGAGAGGGCUAAGGCAGCAGAGAUGGUCCCCUCCCUUCCAACGCCCCCUGGUGGAGACCCUGCCACAGCAGCAGGCUCAGCUGCAAAUGCUGGUAAAAAAGCUGAACGGUCUGAGGACGCAAUGUUUGCCUUGUAGACGGGGUCUUUAACUCCUCACCGUGUCUCAGCAGUGCUCAGGCCCCUGCGCGUGGUAAGUGGGCAGUUGUGCAGACCCAAGGGCCUCUUCUCUCUCUCCUCUGCUUCCUUCAUUACUACACAAUCAACACUAUGACGGCUGCCUACUAUGCAGUUUGUACCCUUGGGCGUGAUCAGACUGGUUUUGUGAAGGUAUCCUGAAGAAACGUUUUCAUAUUGGACAUUUUCAUACACUACAAGGUUUUAAUUUCUAAAGCCACCUCCAAACCCACCUCCACCCCAAAAGAAGCCCCACUUUACAUAAGCAUGAAAGGUCAUUGUCAUAAUGUAUGAACAUAUUAAAGCAAACAGCAGGAGCUGGAAAAUGUUUUACUUACCAACAUCCUCAGUUAUGCAUGCAGCAACAAGACAAUUCCCAUUUUACCUGUUUCCCAAGUGCUUAUUUUCCUGGUUUCCACAUUCUUAAAAGAAGUUGAAGAAGUGAUUAUUUUCCCAUUAAUUAUCUUUGUCUGUAGAUUCUUUAAAUGGUAGAUAAAGAACAGCUUUUCUUUAGUGUCAUUUAGCGAGCUACUGCUAGUGUAACUUUGAAGUUUCCAGUUGGCAGAUGUCACUAAUGUCUCUUGACUACAGAAGAUUACGUUUUGGUAAGAUAAGUUGAUGUUUAUUCAUUUUAGCUGUGUGCAUCCCAUGUAGUGCAAUACCUGAAGGCUUUAGUGAAGGCUUUAGUGUCACAAUGAAACUGAGGCACAGAGAAGACAAACCAAUUUCAGUGUCCAGGAAUUUAUUGGAUUUUAGCAGGUUUUUGCUUGAUCACAGAUUACUUCAGCUGUUAUACAAAAGGAACAGUUAGGUUUUUAUCAUAUAGUACAGUAAAUUUGGUUCAUUUGGCAUCAUUUGGCUACCUGAACAUUGUGCUGUGUUUUUGUUUUACCUCAAAAAGGAAAGUUCUUCAGUAGACUGUACAGUUGAUUCUAAACUGUAGGUGUUGAUGGAGUGGUAGAUUAUUUUUGUGUGCCUCUCGCAGGGUGGUUGGUCAUGCUUUGUCAUUUUACAUGUAAAAACAAUAUGAGAAGUCAAAAAGGGAUAUAAUGUUUAAUAUUUAUAUUUUAGUAUAAUUUGCACUGAAACUGUUUGCUGGCUUUUUAGGCUGUGUGAAAAGAGAGCUGUCGUUCAAAUGCAAAUCCUAGCUGUCAUUCAUUGUAAAUGCUGCCUGUUAUGAGAGAGCUGUAUUCCAAGUAAAUAGAGUUCAUUUAAACCUGAUGGUGACUGCGAGGCAGUUUAAAUUGGAUUUUCCCUUACUCAACUACAGUAGAAAUGAUGUCAAGCUCACUGUUGUUACUUGGGAAUGAAAUAGGUCCGCCUUAAUGAACAGAAGUCCUUUAGUUAAAGAAGGCAAAGGUGACAUUUAUUUAAUGUUUGGUACUCUCAUGUUUGCACAUCUUUGAACUUUGGUCUGUAUGUUGAUUGUGCCCUUUGAUAUCAUUUUAGUGCUUUUCUGGUGUACGUGACUUGCAGUUGGGUGCACAUACUGUUUUAAUGGACCAAGUGUAAAACCUGAACAAAUUUUAGCAAUUUGCUUAAUGACCAAGUCAACAUUAUGCACAGAGUAUAGUAUGAGUAAGGGUGUGCAGAAAGUUAGCUGUAAUGUAAAAUGAUUAUAUAUUUUCUGUGUGUGUUGUUGCAUUGAUAUUAAUUUAAUGAGCCAUGCAGUAGAUGGUAGAUGGCACAGUUGGUUGCGUUUGUAACCUGUGGUCCUCCAGGCAUGGUGGUCAGACAUCCAAUUUUCAGUUUUACACUUAUGAUGCUUGUUUGAUACCUGCAUACUUCUGUUUGGUCACUAAACUUGGUAGUCUACAAUCUAGCAAAGGGAAACACGAUAUUCUGUAAAGAAACGGACAUGGCUCACAGCUUUGUGCUAAAUGAAGGUCAAUGACUUUUUGUCCAGUUAGAGAAUGGACACCCUUGUCUGCUGAUUAACCCAGUUGUUUGAAAAUAGAUCAAUAGAAAGGGAGGGGGAAGGAGGAAGUCGGCCUAUCCAUGAACAGCUCACAGCUAUAUUCUUUUAUAGAAACCAUUGCGAGGUUAGACAGUUUUUACAGAACGUCAGCAAGGAUCUUAUUCAACUUAUAGGGGAAUUUCCAUUGAUUUUUCAGAACGCAGUGGUUAAUAUGUAAACAAUCAUUGAGAGUGGUUUGAUGUGAAAUGCUCCAUUCUAGAGAAACUUAACAAGUCAGACUUGUUCACAGUAGUUGCAUUACAUCUGAGGCAUUGCUUUACAAUAGUUUUGAGAAUAUUUUGCCUGAAACAUUUUUUUAAAUCCAUAUUUUUUUAAAUCCAUUCAUGAUUUGGGGUACAUGUAGGGCGUUGUGAGGCAAAAUAGUCCCCAAAGGAAACUUUUUUCAAUUUUUUGCUGAUCAACACUACAUGUAAAGUUCCGAAGGCACAUGUAGGUUCACCGUUAAUUUUGGAUAGUAAAUAAAAUGGCUAUAUUUGCGUUAUAAACAUGACUCCUGGUUCCUUUCACCACAACUGUAAAGAAAUCUGAGUUUCUCUACAAUGAACGAUUUCACGUUAAACCACUGUGAGUGACUUUACAUCUCAACCACUGAAUUACACAAAAAUAUCUGUGGGGAAAAAAACAGUGGAAUUCCUCUUUAGAGUUUAGAGUCACUACAUAAUGUUGAGUUGCCAGUUUAAAGUUCUGCACUACUGGACUUGCCUAGGUCGGCAGGGUGAAAACAACAAAUUUUGAUGUGUGGUAAUGUUAUUUAGAUUACACGACAGAAAAGCUACACCCAAUCUGUUCUAACAAUGUAACCUUGUACAUGCAAACAGAAAAAUAUUUUAAAUCACUAAUAAAAUGUAUUUCUGUAUUUUGACACAGUUUCUCAUUAGACUGAAUUUGAUUUUUGCCAAUGUUCUGUAAAGCUUGAAGGCGUAAGCAUGGAUAGGUCUCUUGUAAUAGCAGUUUACGUUUGCUUACAACAGUAAUGUCAGUUAUCUGCCUAUGUAGCUUUCUGAAUAUUGUUGCAUUGCAUAAGGUGAUGGUUUUUAAGGCUUAUUCCAAGGCAGUUUCAUAGAGUAGACAGUGGGUUGGUGAAACUUGAACCUGCGAGGUAUAAAGAAGAUAACUUUACCCAGUGAAGUAAUUUCAGUUCUCAGAAAGUAUGACCUUUAAGGAAACCCUACAAUGCUUUGACUUUAAUACUUUUUUUCUCUGUUAAAGCUCAACAAAUCACAACACUGCUACACAUUUACUGUUUAUUUUGUUGGCUCUCAGUACACUAAAAUUAAAUAGAUAUUUCAGACUGGUUUUCAAGGAACCUAAUUUCUUUCACACAAGAAGUUAGUAGAUACUGUAUUCCUUAACUAGAUGACACCUGUAAUCCCUUCUACCCACCUUAAGGAUGCUAAAAGCCUGGUGUGGGGUGAUGUAUUGUUUUAUCAACAUAGCAACACUAAUCAAAUAUGUACAUUUUUGUUUGUCAUAUUUUUGGGGUAGAUGAAACACUUGUGAGCUUCUGCACUACAUAAUUUAUGUUUUCCACUUGAAUAUAGCUGGGACUGUAAAACUACAUUUGGUGAAUGUAGGAAUUACUUUAAUUUGUUUUUUUUUGUUUGUUUCAUAAUGUCAGUAUUGGGACAGUAACAUUGAAUGCGAUGAUCAGUUUCGCACUUUUUGAGUUUUGUGUGUUGAUUGUCAUGCUUGUGUUCAUGUAAAACCUAUGAGAUUUUGUUUUGUUUUGCCUUGUAAGUUGUUUAGAGGCUGUUUCGCUCCAUGUUUCUUUAAGUACGACUAUCAGUUUAAGUCUGAAUACAAUUCAUUUAUUUAUUAUGGGAGAAAACAUCUCACAAACCUGCUCAAAAUGAUCACCAGUAGUGGUCAGUGGUACUCUCCUAUACUCACCAUGGGAUCAGAUUAGAUGAAUUUGUUCAGAAAUUACACACAUUGUAUUCAGAACAUUUCCAUGUAUUUAGAGAAAUAGCACUUUUCUUUUUACUGGAGAUGUUUGAGGUUUCUGUGUGUCUGUUGUAUGUGCGUGAACAAGUUUCCGUUACUUGAUUGCUGCAGAAAACCUGUUCAUUUUUUCGGAGAGAAAGGAGGACGAGCGACCGGAUCGUGAGUGCACUGUGUGAGAGAGAGUGUGUGGGGCAUGGAUAAGCUGUACUCUGUUGGCCAGUGAUCACUGCUGUCCACUGAUCGUGGUUUUGCAGAUUGUACUGAUAUGCUGGUCUGUGUGCUUACCCGUUGUUAUACCUCAAGUUGCACUCUAUACUGUUUGAUUCAUGCAUGUGUUAAUCUCCAAUAAAGCAUACCACGUCGGUGACCUUUCAUCAAAUAA